GUGUUCUUUAAAGCUCAUUUACACGCAGGUUAGAAACUUGAAAAAACUUUUAUAACCUGAUGAAAUAUUUUCGAAAAAUGGAAAUUUGACAAUGUCGAUUUUAUUUUUUUCUAAUAACACUUUCUCACCGGCACUUUUAAGGUACUAUAUGAUGGCAUUUUUAGAUUUCAUAUCCGACGUUUCGUUUUCAAGAAACUAUCAUCAACUUUAUUUUUUUGUAUGGCCCAAAAACAAAGUGCAAAAAGUAGUUAUAAUUACUAUUGCCGUUAUGAUUGUUUAUUGUUAAAUAGUUAAAAAAAUAGUAAACGUACUACAUUUUGUGCCACAAAAAUACUGUAAAUACCUACAACAGAAAUGCAUCUUAAUACAGAAAGAAAGCAGACAUGUAAGUCCAUUUUCUGACUCGAAAUUUCAAAGGAUAUGGUUCAUUUAAAAAGCCUAGAAAAAAGGAAUCUUUUUUAUUUUGGGUACAAAUAGAUAUCACCCUUAUAAAUUUAGGAUUCGCCAAGGACCUAAACCAGGGGAUUUCGAACAUUUUUGCGAGUGGUAUACAUGCGUGUGUGAAGAAAAUUUAUAUUUCCCUUUCAAAAUGAUAUGGUUCGACGAAAAUAUGGUCACUCAUAAUAGGAUCUUCAACCACCAUAAUAUGCAUUACUGGGCUCAACAAAAUCAACAACGUUUUGGGUUUAAUAUGAGGUGUGGAAUUUGAGGAACUAAAAUACUAGGUUUAUUUAUUUAUCAUAAUUAAUUAACCUUCAUUUAGAGAAUCUUUGGCAGCGAUUUCCUGGAAAGUGGAUUGGAACGUAGCACAGUUAGCAGCUGUAGGAUCCUUAUCUUGGGCAUACUGUAUAUUGUAAUAAAUACGUUUAAAAUAGACCAAAUGAAUAAUUUUUCUUAUACUUAAUUGUACAAUUCAAUAUAGGCUAAGAACAGUAAAGGAUAAAGGAGAAUAAUGUUGGUGUUAAAUAUAUUUAUUUGUAACACAAAUUCAUCUUCAAUUAUUGAUAGCAUUAAAAGCCUCAAUAACAGCAUCACAAUGUUAUUUGAUCCUUAUAAACAAAUAACACAUAAAAUAUGAUUCGAAUGAAACAGCUGACGUCACUGCUCGCUCUAAACGAGCGCUCCGUUUUUAAAUAUAGACUUUAAUUUCGAACCAAAAGAAGAAGACUUUUAAAGUAGCCCAUAUGGUCAUAUAAUAUUAAAUAUUAAAGUUAAUGGGUUGUGGUUUGGGACAUUUUUCAAAUCUGUUUUUCAUUUGUGUAGUUACAAACUCGACAGGAGUUAAACACCGGCUAAGCACAGUAAACCUAGGACUUUUGGAUGACAGUUUCCUUACCUACCUUUUUUUUAAUUUACCAAUUUAUAUUGUAUAUUAUUGUUGCUGUGUUGUGGAAACUAUUAUUAAUUACCCAAAUGGAAUCUUUUUUUAAACGUAAACCUCAGGAACUAGGUAAGCCGGUAAAACUUCUAUCGAAUUUAGCUGUAUCAAAAAGAAUUUAGAUAUAGAAACAAGAAAAAAGCCCAAAAGAGAAAGCUGUCCUCAUGGUGAAAGAUGCUACAGGAAAAACCCUCACCAUUUUAAAGAAUUUGAACAUGUGCAUUUAAAUAAGUGGUUAGAUAUGAAUGAUUUGGAUAAAAUACCUGACAAUAUGCCACAACCUAAACAACUCUACUUAGAACAAUUAGAGAUCUUAGGACCCAUCCUAAAAUCACAAAAUAAUAUUUCAAGCAGUCCAAUCCAUCAAAUUCCUUCAAGAGAAGAUACUUUUGAAACAAAUAAUACCAAAGAAGCUUCUACAAGCAGUGGAACAACUAAGAAAACAUCGCGAAAAGGAAAAUGCACAAAUUAUGUAGGUGAUUGUGAUGAAGUUAUGCACUGCCAGUCAGGAACUACAUUACAAAAACUUAAACAGAAUGGUCCAUAUAAUUUGUUUUUCACUACUAUAUUGAAGUCUCCAGAGACUACAAAGGAAAAAAAUGGGAUAACAUUUAUAGAUCUGCUAUGCCCAAGUUUAGGAAAAUUAAAAUCAUCCUUGCAAAUUAAUUUCAUGAUUGAUAUAGACUGGUUAUUGAAACAGUACAAAGCAAGAGACUUACAUCAAAAGCCACUAACUAUUUUGUAUGGAGAUGAUUGGCCCGAUAUGGUCGAGUUCAUGGAUAGAUUCUGUCCAAAUGUUAAAUAUAAAUUUGUCAAAAUGAAGGAUCCCUUUGGAAUACAUCAUUCAAAAGUUGGUAUUUACCUUUAUGAUGAUGAUUCUCUGAGGGUAGUAGUCUCAACAGCCAAUUUGUAUUAUGAAGAUUGGAAUCAUUACAAUCAAGGGUUGUGGCUAAGCCCAAGGUGUCCAAAACUUGAGGAAGGUAGUUCUAGCAGUGGAGAAUCUAUAACGGGCUUUAAAGCAGAUCUUUUAAAUUAUCUAAAGUCAUACAGCCUUCCAAUUUUGAAUGAUUGGAUUGGAUAUGUGAAGAAUUGUGAUUUCUCAAACAUAAAAGUUUCCUUAGUAUAUUCCACACCAGGUAAGCACUAUCCCAAAAGAAAUGGGUGCCAUUUACACAAAGUAGGUGAUUUACUCAGUCAACAUUCAAUAUUGCCUGCAAAAACUACCCCACAAAGCGAAGGUCCCCUUUCCUGGGGUAUAAAUGCACAAGCCUCUAGUAUUGGAUCUCUAGGGAAAACUCCAGCUGAGUGGUUAAGGGGCAGUAUUUUAAGAAGUUUAGCUAGUCACAAACAAGGCGCUUUACCAAAUAGUUCUAAUGCAACAUUGAAUGUCAUUUAUCCUAGUGUAGAAAAUGUGGCCAACGGAUAUUUUGGUCUAGAAAGUGGAGGAUGUCUUCCAUAUUCUAAAGCAACUAAUGAAAAACAGAAAUGGUUGCACAAUUAUCUUCAUCAGUGGAAAGCCGAUAAAAGACAUAGAUCUCGAGCAAUGCCUCACAUUAAGUCAUAUUGUCGUGUGUCACCCUGCUUAAAUAAAUUGUCAUAUUUUCUUCUGACGAGUGCCAAUUUGUCAAAAUCGGCGUGGGGAAGUAAUAUACAGAAAGAUGGCGGUUCCUAUGUAAGAUCAUGCGAAGUUGGAGUUUUGUUCUUGCCCAGUUUUUUUGACGAAGAUUACUUCGAAAUACAAAACACUAUCACAAAUAAGAACAAGCAGCUUUUUCCGCUUAUGUAUGAUUUGCCUUUGACUGCUUAUAAGAAGGAAGAUUAUCCUUGGUGUAAUUGAAUGAAGAUUUCAUGUGUUACUUAUUAUGUACAUC
Messenger RNA from Cylas formicarius (sweet potato weevil), 3249 nucleotides. It is a transcript of the gene gkt, whose product is annotated as probable tyrosyl-DNA phosphodiesterase. Gene Ontology annotation, molecular function: 3'-tyrosyl-DNA phosphodiesterase activity; double-stranded DNA binding; single-stranded DNA binding. The record is from RefSeq and is a predicted model, not a curated record. The coding region runs from base 1620 to 3215 and encodes 531 amino acids. Gene Ontology annotation, cellular component: nucleus. The transcript is spliced from 9 exons. Gene Ontology annotation, biological process: double-strand break repair; single strand break repair. Lineage: Eukaryota; Metazoa; Arthropoda; Insecta; Coleoptera; Brentidae.